AUGGAGAAGGUUCUGCGCUGGGGGAUACUGUCCGCCGGCCUCAUCUCCCAUGACUUCGCCACCGCCCUGAGGAGCCUGCCCCGCUCCGAGCAUCAGAUAGCAGCCGUGGCCGCCAGAGACCUGGGCCGGGCCCAGGACUUCGCCCGAAGGCACGAAAUCCCCAAGUCCUAUGGCUCUUACGAAGAACUGAUGAAGGACCCAGACGUGGGCUCUGGCCCGUCCGCAGACGUGGUGUACGUCAGCCCUCAGCACCCGCAGCACCUGGGCGCUGUCCUGCAGUGCCUGGCGGCGGGCAAGCCGGUCCUGUGUGAGAAGCCUCUCGGGGUCACUGCCGCCGAGGUCCGGGAGAUGGUGGCGGCCGCGCGGGCUCGCGGCCUCUUCCUGAUGGAGGCCAUCUGGACGCGGUUCUUCCCCGCCACCGAGGCGCUGCGGGCUCUGCUGUCCCAGGGCACCCUCGGGGAGGUGCGUCUGGUCCGCGUGGACUUUGGCUUUGAACUUGACGGGUUUCUGGAUCGCUCCACGGACUGGGCCCAGGCGGGGGGCGGGCUGCUGGACCUGGGGAUCUACUGCGUCCAGCACAUCUCCAUGGUGGGCGGGGGCCGGCGGCCUGAGAAGAUCCACGCCGUGGGGCUGCUCCGUGACAACGGCGUGGACGACACAGUGACAGUCGUCCUGCAAUACCCUGGUGGGCUCCAGGCCUCCUUCACCUCUAGCAUCACCACUAAGCUGUCCAACUCAUUGACGGUGUUUGGAACCAAGGGCAAGGCAGAGAUCCCUUUCACCAUGUGGUGCCCCACCGAGCUGGUGGUGAAUGGGAAGAGCUCCCAGUUCCCGUUGCCCGAGGUGGCAGACACGGAGAUGUUCAAUUUCAUCAAUUCCAUCGGCAUGGUCUAUGAAGCCCAGCAUGUGCGGCAGUGUCUGCUGCAGGGCCUGAAGGAGAGCCCUGUGAUGCCCCUGGCAGAGAGUGAGCUCUUGGCAGAUAUCCUGGAGGAAGCAAGGCGGCAGAUUGGGCUCAGGUUCCUCCAGGACAGAAGCUAAGCUUCCAAACUAUUGCCCAGUGAAGAAAUCCCUGCCCAGCAGUUUGUCACCCACGUUCCUACUCUUCAGCAUGGCCCCGAGGGCUGCCUUGCUCUGGCCCUGAGUCUUGGCCCUGCCCCUAUCUAGGAUGUGAUCUAUCCCUGCCUUUCUUAGCCUCAGGAGGUUUUCUGGAAUAAAGGGAAUCCCACUCCAUUGGGUCUCAGCAUAGAGUCUCCCUCCACUUUACACAGGGGGAAACUGAGUCCCUGAGAAAAGAAGGGUGACCCUCCAGCUCCAUGGUUCUAGGACUCAUGCGUUGAACAACAGAAAAGAAGCAGUUCAGAGGGGACUGGGCUCAGGCCUGGACCUGGAGUUUCAGUCUCAGCUCUGCCUCUUCUGCAUUUCUGGGCCUCAGUUUCCUCAUCUGUAAGGUGAAGGAAUUGCUAUAGGUAUGGCUAGAAUUCCUAGCUAAAGCAAAGAUAAAGGCAGGGCCUUGCUGGAGGCGUCUCAGGCACUUUGGAAAUCUGAAAACACUGCAAAUCAGGGCUUGAUUUAUUGUGUGCUUGACUGGACAGACUUCAUCAAGUGAUGAAGAAAAUGUUAUUAAUGCAGAUUAAGCUGGAAACUGCGUUGUACAUUCCCUCCUCCCGGAGCCUUUAGUUAAUGGUUUAUCAGCAGACCAGAAGAUAAAAUUGUCAAUAUACGUUACAUUAAAUUGAAAAGUUUACAAAGGAACAGCAUCAAUGUAGUUAGAGUAGGAAAAGAAACGAUUAAUUUGGGGGGAAAUCUGCCUCAGGUAUCUCUGAGAAAAGUCUGACAUUCAGGAUACAUAGAGAGUUGGUUCUUUUCAUGUGUGGGUUGGGCUACAUGGUGGCAGGCUGAGGUUGUUUCCUGAUUCUGUGACACAAACAAAUACAUGAGAACCAGAGCCAUUCCUCAGUAGAUUAAGUAGACAGAGAAUACAAACAGGAAAUUUUCAAAAUAAAUCCAAACUAUCAACAACUAAUACUCCAAGUCACUAAUGACAAGAAAUACAGAUGAAGACAACUCUUAAUAUUUCACCUGAAACCCAUCAGGUUGGCAAAGAUGACAAGCAAAAAUGGUAAUGAUUAUCUAUAGUCAUAUGAAAAGAUGCUCUA
Vombatus ursinus (common wombat) is the source of this 2156-nucleotide messenger RNA. It is a transcript of the gene DHDH, whose product is annotated as dihydrodiol dehydrogenase. The transcript has 7 exons. Gene Ontology annotation, biological process: D-xylose catabolic process. The record is from RefSeq and is a predicted model, not a curated record. Gene Ontology annotation, molecular function: nucleotide binding; D-xylose 1-dehydrogenase (NADP+) activity. The coding region runs from base 1 to 1038 and encodes 345 amino acids. NCBI's taxonomy places the organism in Eukaryota, Metazoa, Chordata, Mammalia, Diprotodontia, Vombatidae.